Molecule: messenger RNA, 444 nt
Organism: Helobdella robusta
Lineage: Eukaryota; Metazoa; Annelida; Clitellata; Rhynchobdellida; Glossiphoniidae
Exons: 2
Coding region: 1-444 (147 amino acids)
Source: RefSeq, a predicted model, not a curated record
AUGAACAACAUCUCGAUCGGAGUGGACCCGUACAUCAGACUGCCACAGGGCACCAUAGGGACCCUCUGCAACUCCUACGAAAAACCUGACCCCAUACCACCAAAAGGUCAACUGAUUAUCGUCUGCGUGGACUCCGGGGUCAGAGGUCGUUAUGUGACCUUGCGGAGGACGGGAGGGUUUCGGAUGGAUGCCUUGUCCAUAUGUGAGAUGAAGGUAUACGCUGUGGACCAGAAAGACGUCAACCACAACAUCUCAAUUCAUUCCGACAACUACAACUUCACCGAAGACGGCCACUCAAACCACCACAACUACAACAACAUCGACAAUUUCUACGAGGAGAAUAACUCCAGCCAGACCAGGCAUUUCAACAACAACAACAACCGCCUAUUCAACAUCAGCUACAAAUCAGUCUUCAUCAAGUUACCAGCAUUAGUAUUCUUGUAA